GCACCCAGCACGAGGGGAGGAGGGGGAGAGGGCGCGCAUCGAACGCGCCAGCGCGAAGAGGGAGCCUUUGCUUUCGGUAUGAGAGAUUCUCGAGCGCUCUAGAAGCGUCGAACGAGCUGCGUCACUGGGCGAAAAGCGAGGACAGAGACACGCGAGGAGAAGUGCUCGUGCUCGGCUUUUCUCUUCAUUCAAAUAAACAACCGGGGCGACGCCGACUUCACUGCAGAACCGUUCACAAAACAAUCCCAAAAUAGUAACCGAGAUGCAGCCAGCUACUGGAAAGUGGUAUGACAGAAGGGACUCAGUCUUUAUUGAGUUUUGUGUUGAAGACAGUAAAGAUGUCAAAGUUAAUUUUGAAAACUCAAAGCUUAGUUUCAGUUGUCUUGGAGGAGUAGAUAAUGUUAAAUAUCUAAACGAAGUUGACCUUUUUGAUGCAGUUGAUCCAAAUGUAUCCAAACACAAGCGUACUGACAGAUCUGUUUUGUGUUGUUUACGGAAAGCAGAAGCCGGCAAGUCGUGGCCUCGAGUCACAAAAGACAAGGCAAAGCUGAACUGGCUCAGUGUUGAUUUCAAUAACUGGAAAGACUGGGAAGAUGAUUCAGAUGAAGAAGCGUCCAGCUUUGAUCGCUUCUCAGAUAUGAUGAACAAUAUGGGAGGUGGUGAAGAUGAUUUGCCAGACGUUGAUGGAGCAGAGGAUGAGGAAUCGGCUGAUAGUGACGAUGAAAAAAUGCCAGAUCUGGAGUAAAGAAACACAGGAAUACUUAUACAGCUGGAAAGAAGAAUUAUCACAACUGUAAAGAAAAAAAAAAAAUAGAUUUGAGUUGGUAGCUGUACAAGACUGUUUGUUUUUUGCAUCUUUCAAAGCCAUUCUCACCCAGUAUAAAAGGCUUCACUGAGGGUUGAUGCGUACCAUUGUACUGGCCUGUCUUAACUCCAUGGACAGUGCUGUACUUACAUGUUUUGUUUAUGCAUGAAAUAUUACCAGACUUUUCAUAAUGUAUAGUUAUUUGUUUAAAAACAACACAAGCAAUGGCUAUGGUGAAAGGUGUGUUAAAAGGUUUGACAUGAAGUGUACAACAAAAAAAAAUAAACCAAUUGUUCUUUUUACUAUUCACUAUCACUUGGGUAAUAUAUUUAAAUUGUCUGGGGUUGUUCUGACAUCUGAUUUAUCAAAAACAAAAAAUAAAUUAACUAAAGGAUUUCACAAAUUUAUAGAAUCAAUUCAAUGGUUUGACGUUCCAGUAGCAUUCGUUCAUGGUGUUGUCUGAAAUUUUUCACAUCCUUUCGUCAUACAAGACAAAGGUCUUGGGUUGUUCAGGCACAGGCAAUCUUUUCUUAAGUGUUGUGAUAAAAUUGCAAAUAAAGGGAGUGACUUCCUUUUCCACAUUCUCUUAGUAAAUAUUUUAGUAUAUAGGAUUUAGGCAUUUUAAAUCCUGCUCUAGUAGGCUUUUUUGUAGUGGUGCCUGCUUUCAUAUCCAUCGCAAAUUGAUGGGUUUUUUUUUCCAGUUAAUUGGUUUUAAAUGCAACAUUAAGCAGAUAUAUAAAUAAAUUCAUAAAACAUGUUUAAAUAUUACAUCAGCUACUAUUGUACUAACCCCAACUACUGUAAGUAGUUACCAUGUAUUAAAUUGUGUUUUAUAUCACAGUGUAAAAGGAUGCAGUUACUUUGAGAGAAAUUGACAAUGCACAUUUCUUGCUUCCAACAAAAAAAAACAACAUUUUGAAGCUCAAUAAUGAAGCCUGUACAUUUGGUAUUUGUUUGACCCUCGGACCUACACAACUGUUUAAAGGAGUAACUACAGCUGUGUAUGUGUUGCUUCUGUCUCUUGAAAAAGUGAACUAUAUAUACAUUUAGAUGACCAAAUUGUAUUUGCACUGUCAGAAUACGAAUACAAGUGUGAUUAAAAAAAAAAAUACUAUUCUUAGUAUGUAUGUCAACCUGUCGGUUGAAGAACUUCAGUUUAUGUUGAAUGCAGUGGGUAUUUUUUUUUGAUGUCUACAUCUUUCUAAUAAACUGUCUGAGACUCACA
Messenger RNA from Acipenser ruthenus (sterlet), 2030 nucleotides. RefSeq names its product prostaglandin E synthase 3-like. NCBI's taxonomy places the organism in Eukaryota, Metazoa, Chordata, Actinopteri, Acipenseriformes, Acipenseridae. Gene Ontology annotation, cellular component: cytosol; nucleus. The transcript is spliced from 8 exons. Gene Ontology annotation, biological process: protein folding; telomerase holoenzyme complex assembly; chaperone-mediated protein complex assembly. Gene Ontology annotation, molecular function: protein-folding chaperone binding; prostaglandin-E synthase activity; Hsp90 protein binding. The record is from RefSeq and is a predicted model, not a curated record. Bases 263 to 745 code for a protein of 160 amino acids.